GCAGGCUUUUCGGUUGUCCCAGGAGGAGGCUAAAUCAAGCUUUGGAGACGAUCGCAUGUUGAUAGAGAAAUACAUUGAAAAUCCCAGACAUAUUGAGAUUCAGGUUUUGUGCGACAAACACGGCAACAGCUUGUGGCUCAACGAAAGAGAAUGCUCCAUACAGCGUAGAAACCAGAAAGUCAUUGAGGAAGCACCAAGCAUAUUUUUAGAUCCGGAAACGCGCAGAGCGAUGGGAGAACAGGCUUGUAGGCUGGCUGAAGCUGUGGGGUAUGACUCGGCAGGUACUGUUGAGUUUUUGGUGGACAAAAACAGGCAUUUCUACUUCCUGGAAAUGAACACGCGGCUGCAGGUGGAGCACCCUAUAACUGAGAUGAUCACCGGUGUGGAUCUGGUCCAUCAGAUGCUCCGAGUGGCCAAGGGACAUCACCUCCUGCACCAGCAGCCAGACAUCCCUGUGGAUGGCUGGGCUAUCGAGUGCCGAGUUUAUGCUGAGGAUCCUUACAAGAACUUUGGCAUGCCCUCGAUAGGUCGCUUGUCUCGUUAUGUGGAACCAACACACCUGGAAAAUACUCGCUGCGACAGCGGCAUCAUGGAAGGCAGUGAGAUCAGUAUAUUCUACGACCCCAUGAUCUGUAAGCUGGUCACGUACGGAAGGGAUCGUACGUCGGCUCUCAGCACCAUGGUCAAAGCUUUAGAUUCUUAUGUCAUCAAAGGGGUGACCCACAACAUCCCAUUACUUCGGGAUAUCAUCACGGAGGACCGGUUUGUUAGAGGCGACAUCAGCACUAACUAUCUGCCAGAGGUGUUUCCUGAUGGAUUCAAGGGCAAACAGCUGUCGGUGAGGGAGAAUGAGGAGCUGUCAGCACUGGCAUGUGCUGUUUAUCUCAAGGAUCAGCAGAGGUCUAGGAACUUCAUUAAUCAGAACAGAAUUCCUCAUGUCAGGGAUACAAAGACCAGCUGGUCAUUAAAUGUGCUCAUUAACAAAGUUCGCUUCCAUGCCAAGGUGUCCAGAAUACCUGAUGGCUACAAGGUUGUCAUCGCUGGUGAUGUCUUUGAAGUCAAAGGGAAUUUGUCCUUUAUCUCACCACUUAUGGAUCUUACCAUCAACGGGGAGCAGCGCCUGUUACAGCUGAGCCAAAGACUAGGGGGUGGAAGGUAUGAUGUUCGAUACUACGGAACAGUGUAUCCACUGACGGUGAUGGACGACACAGCCUACCAUUUGAGCCAGUACAUGCUGGAGAAGAGAGAGCCAGACACAAGCUCGCUGGUGUUGGCUCCCAUGCCAGGGGUUCUUAAAUCUGUCACUGUCGGGGCAGGAGACAUGGUGGCUGAACACCAGGAGGUCUGCGUACUGGAGGCCAUGAAGAUGCAGAACAGUCUGGUCAGUGCCAAGAUUGGCAAGGUGAAAAAGGUCAACUAUAAAAUGGGCGACACGGUCAAUGAAGGAGAUGUCAUCGUAGUGUUGGAGUGA
Candidula unifasciata is the source of this 1471-nucleotide messenger RNA. The record is from the annotation of a GenBank genome assembly. Lineage: Eukaryota; Metazoa; Mollusca; Gastropoda; Stylommatophora; Geomitridae.